Molecule: messenger RNA, 3434 nt
Organism: Pararge aegeria (speckled wood butterfly)
Lineage: Eukaryota; Metazoa; Arthropoda; Insecta; Lepidoptera; Nymphalidae
Product: chaoptin-like
Exons: 2
Coding region: 117-3353 (1078 amino acids)
Molecular function (GO): protein binding
Source: RefSeq, a predicted model, not a curated record
ACUAUGGCCGUGCGAUAUGGUCGAGUAUCCUGACAUAAUAGAAUCGAAAAAUAGGCUAUUGAGACAAAAAUAAACUUACUUGUGGUUAAAUUCUGUGAAAUAAUGAAUUUGACGCUAUGUUGCUGUUAAUUCUUUUACUUCUUGCAACAUUCAUGGGCGUAAAGGGAGGAUGCACAUUAACUGAAAACCCAAGGCUAAAUGGCAUUUGUAGCGCUGAUGUGCUCUGCGAUGGAACAACAGAAAAUGCGGAAGAUUUGAAAAACAGUUGGGAUUGCAUCAGAACCGGUGGCCGGUUUUAUAACCAUUAUUCACAAAGUUAUGAUUAUGAAUUGGUCGAUAAUUAUUACUUAUACUUCUAUGUUUCAGAUGUUGAUAUUAACAUUUCAGAGGAUCCCUUAUCUGGGAUUGACGUAGGUACUAAAAUAACGACUUUAAAUAUCAACAAUGGCAACUUAGUUUCAGUACCAAUUAUUACAAGCAGCUUACCGACAUUAACUGAACUUUCAGUCACAUACAACAAAGUUGAAACUGUAAAUCUAAGAAAGUUAUCAGGUGUUUCAAUGGUUGCGCUAAACGUAUCUCACAAUUGUAUAUCAAGUAUUGAGUUUGACGAAAUUGAGAAUACUGUAUCUAGUAAGAUUACUUCCAUUGAUCUGAGCUAUAAUUACCUUGAAUCAUUACCAGAUAACUGCUUUGAGAUGUUUUUAUAUCUUAAAUAUUUGGAUCUUUCAUAUAAUAAAUUGAAACAAUUCGAUGUACUGACAUUUGAAGGAAUGACGAAGUUGGAGACACUAAAACUUUCUAACAAUGAAAUAUCAGAUAUAGAUCAAAACUUGGCGAGAUUUAGGAAUUUAAAACAUUUGACUUUAGAUAAUAAUCAAUUAACAUCACUCACUAAUUUGAACUUUAAGACGCUUACCAGUUUAGAAAAUCUCAAUAUAAGUUCAAACAUGAUAAAACAUAUCGACGAUCAAUCCUUUGCUACACUCCGAAAUAUUGCACAAUUAGAUUUAAGUCAUAAUAAAAUAAUCAAUAUCCAUCAAUCCCUAUUUAAAAAUAACAUAAAAAUGAACAAUUUGUCGCUUUCUCAGAAUUACAUAGAGACUAUAGAAGGAGGGGCAUUUAGAAAUACGAAUAUAUCUCACUUUGAUAUACAAAAUAACUAUAUGAGCGGAUCAAUAGAGUAUGAUACAUUCCUAGGCAUUUCCGUUGAAAGUUUGGAUUUGAGUAAAGGAUAUUUAAAAGAACUGGGUGAUAAAGCUUUUAGCGCCUUGAGUAAAGAUUUAAGAUAUUUGAAUUUGAGCUCUAACUUAAUAGAAAAUGUAACAGAAUCUGCUUUUCAGGCAUUAGAAAUACUUUCUACAUUGGAUUUGUCUUGUAAUCAUCUAAUUGAUAUUAAUUUGAAUACAAGCGACCUUCAUCAGUUAUCAGAAUAUUAUCUACAAAACAACUUCAUAAAGAAAAUUACUCCAAACAUGUUCAAAAACAUGACAAGAUUAACCACGUUGGAUUUGUCUCAAAAUAAAAUUGAUAAUAUUGAAUUAAAUUCAUUCAUUGAACUUGUAAGCUUGCUGGACCUCAAUAUAAGUAGAAACAACUUUGUAGAUUCUUUAAAACGAAAUACAUUUCGUGGUCUAUAUAAAGUAAGGACUUUAGAUUUAUCCCAUACAAAAUCAGUAUCUUGUCUCAAUGAAUCAUUUUCUGGUCUGAUUCUUCUUACUUUUCUUAAUCUAUCCCAUAGUCAACUACAAACGAUUGAGUAUAAUACCUUUAAAGGAAGUGGGGCUAUAAAAAUUCUUGAUUUAUCACAUAAUCUGUUAUACAAUUUUCAUAUUAAUACUUCAAGUAUUUCACAGUUAUCAAAAUUAUAUCUAAAUCAAAACAAAUUAAAAAAUAUAACCAGUGAAACUUUUAAGAAUUUUCACCUUCUAGAACACUUAAAUUUAGCUUUUAAUAAUAUUAUAAAUAUUGAUUCUGGUGGCUUUAGAAUGUUGUCUCAUUUACAUUAUUUGGACUUGCUUUCUAAUAAUAAUUUGCAUAUUAAGAGUGAUGUUUUUAAUAAUUUAAUUUUAUCACAACUUUCGGUUAGUAAUAUACAACGACAAUUUGACUUUGAAAAUGUCCUAAAUACUUCAGUAGCGACAUUAAUAUUAUCGAAUUGUGAAAUUGAAGAUAUAAAUUCCGUUUUCGUUUAUAAAAUAAAUAAUGUUCUUAAAUUAGACGUUAGUUCAAAUAAAAUCAAAAUAUUAGACAAAAGUUCAUUCCAAAAUAUGGCGGCCCUUAAUUGGCUUGAUUUAAGCAAUAAUAUGAUUUCCACUAUCCAGCCAGGCACAUUUUUAUCCAAUAAUAUGAUUAACACUAUGAAUCUUUAUGGUAACAAUUUGCAAUCCCUUAAAUUUGGGGUACUUGAUGGGCUUAGGAAUCUUCGUGUUUUAAAUUUAUCAAAUAAUGAAAUACAUACAUUUGGUGUCAAUCUUUUACAUACUUCUCCAUUUUUGACAGAGCUAUUUCUUGAAAACAAUAAAUUAGAAAGUAUAGACCUUGGUGCAUUCAGUAAAACAGGUGUUCAAUUGCUAACUAUUGGAGGUAAUAGUAUCUCAUGCGAUGCUUUGGCAGAUUGGGCAAAAAUAAGUAAUGAUGAAUUUAAUGUGACUGCGGAGAGUUUCAAUUUUGAUUUUGAAAAUAUAAAUGGUAUAGGUUGCAAAACAAGUUACUCACAAAAGAAAACUCAUGAUGAAAAUAACAACUUAAAUAUUACUAGCAAUGUCAGUGAAAUGAAAGAAACAGUUGGGCGACUCUACAGUUACUUCAGUAAAGAUGUGAAUGCGAUAUUUUCAAAAAUAAUUGCUCUCUUGGAAAAAAAAACGGAAGAUGUUGACCAGGUUCCUCCAAACUUUGACCAUUCCCAAAUGGUUUUAAGUACACAUUUGGAAAAAAUACUAAAUGAGAAUAAAGAUCUAUUACCGCAGUUAGUAAGAACAAACGAUAAUGUAGCAAAUUACAUUAAACGAAUGAUAUCAUUAUUAGAAAUAAACAAUAAUUUAACCAUAUUAGGCAACAACCAGAAAGAAAUGUUACAGACACCAGUUUCUAGCAAAACUAUUGAGAAACAUAACAAAAAUAACUCGGUGGAUAUUGGCGGUGAACCCUUGGAAGUUAAAUUUGAUAGAAAUACAUUGAUAGACAUAAAAACGUUGUUAUAUAUUAUAGCUGUAUGUUUAGCGAUUACGGUUUUAUUUUGUAUAAUUGCAAUUAGUUAUAAAUAUUUGUACAGAGGAGCGACACACAGGAUACGUUCAAACUAUUUGUAUGAUAGCGGGCAAUCAGUAAGAAAUGGAUUGGAAAUGGAGUAAUUGUUUUAUUUUUAUAUCAGGGAUGAGUACCAAAAGUUUUUCAACUUUAUUAAAAUGAAUGUACCUACUAUGUUGCAAACU